UGGUGCUGGGCCGAGCACUGGUUGCCUUUCUUCUCCAGCCGCGGGUUCGACAGCUUCGCCGUCAGCUUGCUCGGUCAGGGUGAAAGUGAUACACCCUCCGCUCCUGUUGCUGGUUCACUCCAGACACAUGCAGCUGAUGUUGCCGACUUCAUUGACAAAAAACUUAGCUCGCCUCCAGUUCUGCUUGGACAUUCAUUCGGAGGGCUUAUUGUCCAGUACUACAUUGCAAACAUAAGAGACGAGCAACAUACAGGAUCUCUUCCUGAUUGCUACUUGGAUAGGGAUGGUUUGUUCCCGGACUUGGCAGGAGCUGUGCUUGUUUGCUCUGUACCUCCUUCUGGUAAUAGUGGCAUAGUGUGGCGAUAUCUCUUUACCAAACCUAUAGCAGCUUUUAAGGUCACUCGCAGUUUAGCUGCUAAAGGCUUUCAAACUUCUCUUCCUCUCUGUAAGGAAACAUUUUUUUCUGCUGCAAUGGAGGAUCAUCUGGUGCAACGUUAUCAGGAACUAAUGAAGGCUAGUUCGCGGAUGCCAUUGUUUGAUCUAAGGAAGCUGAAUGCUUCUCUUCCAGUUCCCUCUGUGCCAAAAUCUUCUAUUCAACUUCUCGUAGUGGGUGCAACUGAUGAUUUCAUAGUG
Syzygium oleosum is the source of this 633-nucleotide messenger RNA. RefSeq lists its product as uncharacterized. Lineage: Eukaryota; Viridiplantae; Streptophyta; Magnoliopsida; Myrtales; Myrtaceae. The transcript is spliced from 8 exons. The annotation marks the transcript as partial. The record is from RefSeq and is a predicted model, not a curated record.